GGGGUGGCCGGACCCGGACAGCUCCACGGCUCCCUCCCUCGGCUCAUCCCCGCGUCCCCACUUCCCUCCUCCCCGGACUCCGAGCAGCAUCCUCUGCGGACCCUCGGUCCUCACUCCCGGGGUCGUCCCGCUCCCCUCGCUCGGUGUCGUUACCACCCUCCCCGGCCACCCCGGGAACUUUGUCCGCCUGCGCACGGGAGUGAGGGGUUGCUUCGUCCGGGCGCGUUUUUCCCGGGGUUCAUUGGGUGGCAGUCUUCGCAGGAGGGCGCCAGGGUCCCAGAGAGACGCCCGCCCCCCGCAGCCUGCCCCGCAGCGGGCCGACCGUCGGGCCUCGGCAUCCUCGCGGCCCCUCUCCCCCAACCAUGACCGAAAUGAGCGAGAAGGAGAGCGAACCGGAUGACGCGGCCACCCACACCGCCCCGGGGACCGCGUCCGUCCUCCACGAAACCAAGCUCCAGCGGUUCAAGCGCUCGCUUUCCCUCAAGACCAUCCUCCGAAGUAAGAGCGUGGAGAACUUCUUCCUUCGCUCAGGCUCUGAGCCCAAGUGCCCCACCGAGGUGCUGCUGACACCGCCAACCCCGCUGCCCCCUUCCUCCCCACCACGGGCACCCACAGACAGGGGCCUGCCCACCCCGGCACCCUCCCCCUGCCCCGUCCCACGUCCCCUGGCAUCUCUCAAACCAGUGAGGCUGCACAGCUUCCAGGAACAUGUCUUCAAGCGAGCCAACCCCUGUGAGCUGUGCCACCAGUUCAUUGUAGGAAACUCCAAGCAGGGCCUGCGGUGUAAGACAUGCAAAGUCAGCGUCCACCUCUGGUGCUCCGAGGAGAUCUCCCACCAGCAAUGCCCAGUCAAGACGUCCUCCUCCUUCCGUCGCAACUUCAGCUCCCCCCUCCUGGUGCAUGAGCCGCCACCAGCCUGUUCCACAAGCAGGGAGUCCCCGCCCACUGGCGCCAGCGGGAAGGUGGACCCCGUCUACGAGACCCUCCGCUAUGGCACCUCCUUGGCACUGAUGAACCGCUCCAGCUUCAGCAGCACCUCUGAGUCCCCCACACGGAGCCUGAGCGAGCGGGAAGAGCUGACGGAGGAUGGGGAAAGCAGCAUCCGGAGCUCCGAGGAGGGCCCUGGCGACAAUGUGUUCACAGCCCCGGCAGAGAGCGAAGGGUCAGGACCAGAGGAGAAGAGCCCUGGACAGCAGCCCCCCAAGCACCCGCUGCGGAAGGACGUGGGCCCCAUGUACUCCUAUGUUGCGCUCUACAAGUUUCUGCCCCAGGAGAACAACGACCUGGCUCUACAGCCUGGAGAUCGGAUCAUGCUGGUGGAUGACUCUAACGAGGACUGGUGGAAGGGCAAGAUUGGCGACCGGGUUGGCUUCUUCCCAGCCAAUUUCGUGCAGCGGGUGAGGCCGGGCGAGAAUGUUUGGCGCUGCUGCCAACCCUUCUCCGGGAAUAAGGAACAGGGUUACCUGAGCCUCAAGGAGAACCAGAUCUGUGUGGGCGUGGGCAGGAGCAAGGAUGCUGACGGCUUCAUCCGCGUCAGCAGCGGCAAGAAGCGGGGCCUGGUGCCAGCCGACGCCCUGACCGAGAUCUGAGAGGAGCCAAGAGAACCCAGAUGCCACCCCUGCCUGUGCCCGGCCCUCGCUUCUGGUCCCGGGAGGGAGCAGGCAUCU
This is a messenger RNA of Myotis lucifugus (little brown bat), 1667 nucleotides long. RefSeq names its product SH3 and cysteine rich domain 2 (gene STAC2). The coding region runs from base 363 to 1589 and encodes 408 amino acids. Gene Ontology annotation, biological process: positive regulation of voltage-gated calcium channel activity; skeletal muscle contraction; positive regulation of protein localization to plasma membrane. NCBI's taxonomy places the organism in Eukaryota, Metazoa, Chordata, Mammalia, Chiroptera, Vespertilionidae. Gene Ontology annotation, molecular function: protein binding. Gene Ontology annotation, cellular component: extrinsic component of cytoplasmic side of plasma membrane. The record is from RefSeq and is a predicted model, not a curated record. The transcript has 11 exons.